Molecule: messenger RNA, 348 nt
Organism: Epinephelus moara (kelp grouper)
Lineage: Eukaryota; Metazoa; Chordata; Actinopteri; Perciformes; Serranidae
Product: histone H4-like
Exons: 2
Coding region: 1-348 (115 amino acids)
Biological process (GO): nucleosome assembly
Molecular function (GO): structural constituent of chromatin; DNA binding; protein heterodimerization activity
Source: RefSeq, a predicted model, not a curated record
AUGUCCCAGCCUGAGGCGGUUCUCCGUGAUAACAUCCAGGGAAUCACCAAACCCGCCAUCCGCCGUCUGGCUCGCCGCGGCGGUGUGAAGCGUAUCUCCGGUCUCAUCUACGAGGAGACCCGCGGUGUGCUCAAGGUCUUCCUGGAGAACGUCAUCCGUGACGCCGUCACCUACACCGAGCACGCCAAGAGGAAGACGGUCACCGCCAUGGAUGUGGUGUACGCUCUCAAGAGGCAGGGCCGCACCCNCACCUACACCGAGCACGCCAAGAGGAAGACGGUCACCGCCAUGGAUGUGGUGUAUGCUCUCAAGAGGCAGGGCCGCACCCUGUACGGCUUCGGAGGUUAA